This is a messenger RNA of Heterocephalus glaber (naked mole-rat), 6470 nucleotides long. The record is from RefSeq and is a predicted model, not a curated record. Lineage: Eukaryota; Metazoa; Chordata; Mammalia; Rodentia; Bathyergidae.
CCAGGUCGCUGCCUGGGGGACUCAGGCACGGGUGGGUGACUCCAAAGUGGAGGACGCGGGUGUCCCGGGCCGGCGCCGGAGCGCUGGGAUUUCCAGGCUUCUGCAGGCCGACUCGGAGGGGUCCGGGCGAAGUUCCUCGCGGGGCGGGGCGGGCCGGGGGGGAGGCAGGGUGGGCUCGGCCGUCGCCUCCCCUCCCCUCCCCGCCGGUGGCCGGCACCUCCUCCGUUACCUGCAGCGGGGAGGGGCUUGGGAAAGUUUGUGUUUGUUGCUGGCAGAGCGCCGAGCGGGAGGCGCGGGCGGGCGGGCGCCGCUCUCUUCCCUUGUGCUUUCGGGAAGCGGUCUGGGCUGUGCUCUGGGAUCGGCGGGGCCGGCUCCCGGGCCGGCCGGCGGGCGGAACAGGGUGGGGAGGAGCGGGCGGGCACGAGCGGAGCCCGGGGCGCACGUACGCCCCAACGCGGGGAUUUCUCGGCUCGCGAGGAGAGCAGAGCAGGCGCGCGGCCCAGCGGAGGAGCGCGGACUCUGGAGCAGCCGGAGCUGGAGGAGGAGGAGGAGGAGAGGCGGCGGGGAAGGAGGAGGGGGAGCGUCGCUCCCGCCGGCCGAGCAUGGGGCGCCCGGCGCCGAGGCCGCUGCUCCUGGCGCUCCUGUCGCUGGCUCUCUGCCGAGGGCGAGUGGUGAGAGUCCCCGCGGGGACCCUAGUCCGAGUGGUAGGGACUGAGCUGGUCAUCCCCUGCAAUGUCAGCGACUACGAUGGCCCCAGCGAACAGAACUUCGACUGGAGCUUCUCAUCUUCGGGGAGCAGCUUCGUGGAGCUCGCGAGCACCUGGGAGGCCAGCUUCCCUGCCCAGCUGUACCAGGAGCGGCUGCAAAGGGGCGAGAUCCUGUUAAGGAGAACCGCCAAUGAUGCUGUGGAGCUGCACAUAAAGAACGUGCAGCCCUUGGACCAAGGCCACUACAAGUGCUCAACCCCCAGCACAGACGCCACUGUCCAGGGCAAUUAUGAGGACACGGUGCAGGUCAAAGUGCUGGCCGACGCCCUGCUCGUGGGCCCGAGCGCAAGGCCACCGCCCAGCCUGAGCCUGCGUGAGGGAGAGCCCUUCGAGGUGCGCUGCGCCGCUGCCUCCAACUCGCAGCUGCACACGCACCUGGCCCUGCUGUGGGAGCUGCACCGUGGCCCGGCGCACAGGGCCGUCGUUGCGCUCACCCACGAGGGCAGGUUCCGCCCGGGCCCUGGCUACGAGCAGCGCUACCACAGCGGGGAUGUGCGGCUGGACACGGCGGGCGCCGACGCCUACCGCCUCUCCGUGGCCCACGCGCUGUCCGCCGACCAGGGCUCCUACAGGUGUGUGGUCAGCGAGUGGAUCGCCGAGCAGGGAUACUGGCAAGAGAUCCAGGAAAAGGCCGUGGAGGUUGCCACCGUGGUGAUCCAGCCCACAGUUCUGCGAGUAGCGGUGGCCAGGAAUGUGUCAGUGGCUGAAGGAAAGGAACUCGACCUGCCCUGCAACAUCACCACGGACCGCAUGGAUGACGUCCGGCCCGAGCUGACGUGGUUCUUCAGCAGGACGCCCGACAGCACCUUGCCUGCCCGCCAUGUGUUGGCGCGACUGGACCGUGACUCCCUGGUGCACAGCUCCCCUCACAUCGCUGUGAGUCAUGUGGAUGCACGCUCCUACCACUUACUGGUUCGAGAUGUUAGCAAGGAAAACUCCGGCUACUAUUUCUGCCAUGUGGCACUCUGGACACCAGGACACAACCGGAGCUGGCACAAGGUGGCAGAGGCCAUGUCUGCCCCAGCCAGCGUGGGUGUGAUGUGGCUAGAACCUGACUAUCAGGUGCACCUGAAUGCUUCUAAGGUCCCCGGCUUUUCAGAUGAUCCCACUGAACUGGAAUGCCGGGUCGUGGACAUGAAGAACUCGGAGGCAAGUGUCCAUUUUACCGUGUCAUGGUACUACACAGUGAACCGGCGCAGCGACAGUGUGGUGCCCCGUGAGCUCCUAGCAGUCAUGGACGGGGACUGGACACUGAGAUACGGAGAGAGGGGCAAGCAACGGGCCCAAGAUGGAGAGUUUAUUUUUUCUAAGGCACACAAAGACACAUUCAAUUUCCGGAUCCAAAGGACUACAGAGGAGGACCGAGGCAAUUACUACUGUGUGGUAUCCGCGUGGACCAAACAGCGGAACAACAGCUGGGUGAAGAGCAAGGAUGUGGUCUCCAAACCUGUCAGUGUAUUUUGGGCAUCAGAAGAUUCCGUGCUUGUGGUGAAGGCAAGGCAGCCAAAGCCUGUCUUUGCUUCAGGAAAUACAUUUGAGAUGACUUGCAAAGUAUCUUCCAAGAAUAUUAAGUCACCACGCUACUCUGUCCUCAUCACAGCUGAGAAGCCUGUCGGGGACUUCUCCAGUCCCAAUGAAACAAAGCCUAUCAUCUCCCUGGACCAGGAUGCUGUAGUGAAGCUGGAGAACUGGACAGAUGCUUCACGGGUAGAUGGUGUUGUGUUAGAGAAAGUGCAGGACGAUGAGUUUCGCUAUCGAAUGUACCAGACUCAGGUCUCAGAUGCAGGACUGUACCGCUGCAUGGUAACAGCCUGGUCGCCUGUCAGGGGUAACCUGUGGCGGGAAGCGGCAACCGGCCUCUCCAAUCCUAUUGAGAUAGACUUCCAGACCUCAGGUCCCAUAUUUAAUGCCUCUGUGCACUCGGACACACCAUCGGUCAUCCGGGGAGAUCUGAUCAAAUUAGUCUGUAACAUCACUGUCGAAGGAGCACUGGAUCCAGAUAACAUGGCCUUUGAUGUGACUUGGUUUGCGGUGCACUCCUUUGGUUUGGACAAGGCUCCUGCUCUCCUGUCCUCCUUGGAUCGGAAGGGGAUCGUGACCACAGGGCGGAGGGACUGGAAGAGCAACCUCAGCCUGGAGCGUGUGAGUGGGCUGGAAUUUCUGCUACAAGUACAUGGCUCUGAGGACCAGGACUUUGGCAACUAUUAUUGUGCCGUGACUCCGUGGGUGAAGUCCUCAACAGGUUCCUGGCAGAAGGAGGCGGAGAUCCUCUCCAAGCCCAUCUUUAUAACUGUGAAGAUGGAUGUGCUGAACGCCUUCAAGUAUCCGCUGCUGAUCGGCGUGGGUCUGUCCACGGUCAUCGGGCUCCUGUCCUGCCUCAUUGGCUACUGCAGCUCACACUGGUGCUGUAAGAAGGAGGUGCAGGAGACGCGGCGGGAGCGCCGGCGGCUCAUGUCGAUGGAGAUGGACUAGGCGGCCAGCAGGGAGGGACCGAGGACGCUCUGGGGCAGCGUGGGUGAGAAGAGGACAGUGAUAUUUUAAAACGAAGUGUGUUACACUAAAACCAGUCCUCUCUAAUCUCAGGUGGGACUCGGCGCUCACUCUUUUCUGCAUGUCAGGUUCUGAGCGCGGACAUGUUUACCAGCACACAGCUCUUCAUCCCACGGCACUUUCUGAUAUAUAACAAUCGAGUGUGUGUUUUCCCGACUGCAGCUUUUUAACGGUUAACCUUCGUCUAAUUUUUUUCUCCUACUGGCUUAUAGAUCCUCUGACUUGUGUGUGUUGAUGGCUUUUGUUGCGAGGGCGUGUGGUGAGGAAGGGGUAAUGGCAUUCAGAGUUCUUUAUCUCGGGUGAGAUUGUGCCCGCCCGCAGCAGGGGCUGAUGUGGGGAGGGCUGCUGUGACUACCCCGGCCGGCCGAGAGGUGACACAGACCUGUGUCGAAGGCCAGCUUGUCGUUUAUACUCCCCUACCCCAUCCCCUGUUUCCAGGGGUCUAGACUACAUUUGAAAUCUCAACUUGGAUUAUGUAACUUCUUAUCGAGCCCAGAUGCAUUUUUUUUUCUUCUCUCCCUCUUCUCCACUUCUCUUGCAUCUGUUUUCUGUGAGCGUGCUGACAGGCCAGCCCCGGAGUCUGGAAUUUGGCUUCCCACCAAGCACCUUAUCUUGCCACCUUCGCCUUAAGAAUGAACAUGAAGACAGGUACACAGCCACCUCUGUUCAGCGCAGUUAGAAGUCCUGUGAAGAAGAGGAGGUUGGGGACCAGGAAGGACGGACAUUCUGUCAGAUGGAUCACAACCGCCGAGCCUCAGGGGCGCCCGUGAGACCAGGACAGGGAUCCAGGAUGUGAGGGUUAUGCAACCCGGGUCAGGAGGUCAGGGCAGAUAGGGCGAAGCUAGGCUGAAGAAGCCCCUCUGUCCCCCUCCCUCCCUUCAUGAGAGGCAAACGUGUUGGCCACCAAGGGACUCGCAGGGAACCCUCAGCUGUGCCAUGUCCUUCACAUGCCAGUUGGGUUCUUCAUGUGAAGGCAGAUUGCUGCUUGCAAGAUUGACUGACUUCAAGGACUCAGAAAUUGCCUAGAGGAGUUGUGUAUUUUCCAUGACCUUUUCAGUCCUUCAAGUCUUUUAAAAAUCCUCUGCAGGGGGCUAGUGAGAGAGGGUAUACUUUGUGGUAUGUUUGCUUUCCUGUUAGGAAACCCAGCAAUUUACUGCUGCGUGAACGGCCUAUAAAGUAGGGUUGAGAGCAGUCACUUUGCCUGACUGCUCCCAUUAGGAGCAGAGGAGCAGACAGAAGAGAUGGUCCAGGUCCCGGGCUUCUUCUGCUCUAGCAGUGUGCCCCCUCAAGGCCCCUGCCCCUCGAAGUGUCACACCCCACGCUGCACUGGCCUUCCAAGAAGCAUCCCAGUAGGGUUUCCCGAGGCUCCCCAGGACUCGCCCUAACUGCAGUCCUUUGUGCUUUUAUCCUGGCUCUAAAGGAUCGAACACACUGUCUUCCAAAGGAGAAAACAAUUCGUUUGUUUUGAGCAAUAAAGUAAUACAAAUUGAUAGCCAUUCAUGUGCGGCUCUUUGUCACCAUGGGCAGAUGAGACCAGCUCCUCCCUGCUCUCCAUCUCCUCUCCUUCCCUCUCUCUGCUGCCUAUGACUGGGUCUGCACUUAGCACUUAUUUGAUCCAGAGGCAGAUUUCUACCCAGUUUUCCCUUUUUAUUUUGCCCACCGUGGAAACCACUCCUGUAGUUGAAGUGCUAGGUUCUGUGCUGAUGGUUGCAGAAGAGCUGGGUUCUGGGCCUCAAGUCUGGUGGGGAAACAGGCAGCAGCUAUACACAACCCCAGUGAGAGACUGGAGGAAAAAGAGACCUCGAUGGCACUAGAUUUGGGUAUUUUCUGCGUGUCAUUUCCUAAGUAUGCUGUUUCGGAGGGGGUGGGACACAGAUGAUUGUAUAAACAGGAGUUAAAGCAGCAGGUGCUGUAUUAGUAGCAGCCAGUGCCCUUGAACUCUUAGUUACUAAAAGAAGAUUGACGAUUGUUAUAGCACAGGUGCUUCUUAGCUUGGACAGGAGCAGGUGGGUCACACCAGACACUUGGUGGUGGUAAAAGGAUCGUGUGGUCACACGUUAUACCUUUUCCUUUCAAAUGGAUGGUGCAGUUCAAGGCUGAGUUGUUAAAGCACUGACCUCCACACAUCUCUGCUAUGUCCAUCGGGCCAGCCAAUCCUCGGGUCACCUGGGGGCAGGGAGAGGGGGCAGAAAUCCGAGGACAUUACACCAAGGAACAUAAACUUGCUUGGGAUGUGUGUCUGUUUUAAAGUAUGAGGUACGCUCUUGUACCAAAUAGGGCUUCCCACAAAGUGCUCUUCUGGGAGAGGCUGCUGCCAGCAGCAGCACUUGGUGUGAGUGAAGGAGGGACUGAGCCAGGCCUCAUAUGGAUGAAAUUGCACUUCUUGACAAAAAAGAAACUAUGGAAGGUUGGGUUUUUUCCUAAACACAAAGGUGUAUCCAGAAAGAGCCUAAGCUGUAUUCAGAUAGAAGCCUCAAAAUUACUUUAGAUUGUUUACUUUAUGAUGUUUACAUACACGUUUCACUUUUUAAAAAAAGAAAAAUGCAAACUCUGGCUUUUUAAAAACUUUGCAAAAUUUUCACGAGACAAUGGAACUCUGACUCACCAGCUGAAUUAAAUCUUAAUUUAGAGGUGUAUUUAUAUGUGUGUUUCCCCCCCUCCUAGCCAUGUGGCUCCCUCCUGCCCAGAUCUUUGUCUCUUUCCCCGGUGGCUCUUGCCUCUUGCUUUGCAGCCUGCCUGCAGCCGUGAUUUUUGUCACUGACAUCUGUGAGCCAAAGACCGAGCCUUUUCGGCAGGAACGAUAAGCAAUACUACCCGACUUGCUACUUUCAGAAAACUUUCUUUAGCUUCGCCGAUGACAACAGAGGAAGAAGGGAACUGGGAUUUGGGUAAGUUCUCCUCCACUGUUCGACCAAAUUCUCAGUGAAGAAUAUAUGUGCAGAUCCCUAGGAGACCAGGCUGACUUUCUUUCUUUUUUAGUGUGGCACAUAAGGAUCUGCAAAAUUUUCCGUAGACAAGGAAAAGGUCUUAUGUAUUUUUGUCCAUAUCCAAUGUUAUAUGAACUAAUUGUAUUGUUUUAUACUGUGACCACAAAUAUUAUGCAAUGCACCAUUUGUUUUUUAUUUCAUUAAAGGAAGUUUAAUUUAAAUUGUA